GAAACCUCACAGACCCUCAAGAAACCUCCAGAAAAAUCUACAAUGUCGAGCCCGGGAUAAAGUCAUAGAAUUUCUUUCUCACUCGCACCUCCCGGGAUCGCUUUAUUUCUUUAUACCUCUCCGCAACAACAACAGCACGCGUGUGCCCAAAAAUGCUCUCAAAAUCACGAGUAAUUAUCCGGACAUUUCGACCGGCUAUUAAAAACGCAAACCUACGAGCAUGUUCGAGGAAUGGAUCAAAUUUACCUCGACUAAUUGGAUUAAGUGCUCCUAGUUUUCUCGGAGGCUCGCCAGUUUUUGCGACAAGAGGAUAUGCUGCAGGUGGGGCACAUCGAAUGGGUAAGAAAACUUUUGCAGAAGUCCCUUUCCCUACGCCUAACUCGAGUCAUAGGGGAACAACAACCGCCACCGGAACAACAACCGCCACUGGAACAAUUUGGCACAGAUUUGACCGCUCGUGCUAGAGAUGGGAAACUGGACCCUGUCAUUGGCCGUGAUGAAGAAAUCCGCCGGACCAUCCAAGUAUUGUCAAGGCGGACGAAAAACAACCCCGUCCUCAUUGGUUCGGCAGGAACUGGGAAGACUGCAAUUCUAGAAGGCCUUGCGCAGCGGAUUGUCAGUGGCCAAGUGCCGGAAAGUAUGAAGGAUAAGAGGGUUGUAAGCUUGGAUUUAGGACAGCUGAUUGCCGGAACUAGAUUCAGAGGCGAUUUUGAAGAAAGGCUUAAGGUUUUUGUCCCUCCAUUUCCAAUAACCAUCACCAAACUAACAGGGUUAUCGUUUUAUUAUAGAGUGUCUUGAAAGAGGUUUCUGAAGCUCAUGGGAAGGUUAUCCUUUUCAUUGACGAACUUCAUUCACUGCUUGGCCUGGGAAAGACAGAGGGUUCGGUCGAUGCAUCCAACCUUCUCAAGCCUCAACUGAGUCGUGGAGAGCUUCAGUGCUGUGGCGCUACAACAUUGAAUGAAUAUCGCCAAAUCGAGAAGGAUGUGGCUUUGGCUCGGAGGUUUCAACCUAUCCUUGUUGAUGAGCCUAGUGUUCACGAUACGAUCAGUAUACUUCGAGGGUAUGAGAUGAGGACUCAUUUCCUUUCCUUUUUGUGAUUACGCCGCUUACCACCUCCCAAUAGGAUCAAGGAUCGGUAUGAAGUGCAUCACGGUGUCCGGAUUACCGAUAACGCGCUUGUUUCCGCGGCCACACUAUCGAACCGCUACAUCACCGAUCGUUUCCUACCUGACAAAGCCAUCGAUCUAGUCGAUGAGGCUGCUUCGGCAUUGAGGCUUCAGCAAGAGUCACGUCCUGACGAAAUUCAGGAACUUGAUCAUGCAAUUUUGACACUGAGAAUUGAGCUCGAGUCACUUCGGAAGGAGGAGGAUGUGGCCUCUAAGGAGCGAAAGGAGAAGCUUGAAGCCAUUUUGAAAGAAAAGAAGGCAAUGGUCGAGGGACUCACGAAGGUUUGGGAAGAAGAGAAGGCCGGGCUCCAGGCGAUAAAAACUGCAAAGGAGGAGUUAGAGCACGCCAGGGUUGAACUUGAGAUAUGUCGAAGAGAAGGCAACUUCGAGAAAGCUUCUAUGCUACAAUACGCGAGGAUUCCCGAACUAGAGGCAAAGCUUCCCAAGGAUGGCGAAGCGAGUAAGGGCUCACUUAUCCAUGAUUCGGUGGGCCCAGACGAUAUUUCUCAUGUUGUUUCUAAAGCCACGGGCAUUCCUACCACUAAGCUUAUGUCUGGGGAAGCUGAAAAACUAGUGCAUCUCGAGGACGCUCUUCGCCAGUCCGUUCGUGGACAAGACGACGCCCUCAAGGCGGUUGCUGAUGCCGUCAGGCUUCAGCGCGCUGGAUUAGCUAGCGACCAUCGCCCCACCGCCAGUUUCAUGUUUUUAGGCCCCACGGGUGUUGGAAAGACAGAAUUAUGCAAAGCGUUGGCGACAACCUUAUUCUCGAGCGAGACCGCAGUUAUCCGAUUCGAUAUGAGCGAGUUUCAGGAAAAACACACCGUCAGUCGGUUGAUUGGAAGCCCAGCUGGUUAUGUCGGCUACGAAGAUGCGGGUCAAUUGACAGAAGCCGUCAGAAGAAAGCCUUAUGCAGUCCUGUUAUUCGAUGAAUUUGAAAAGGCUUGUCUGAUAUCACCCAUGGGUGAGGUCGAGCGCUGACUGUUCUAUAUUAGGCUCAUAAGGAUAUCUCCUCGUUGCUCCUUCAGGUCCUUGACGAAGGCUUCCUAACAGAUGCUCAAGGUCGGAAGAUCGAUUUCCGUUCCACAAUCAUAGUUCUCACGUCCAACCUCGGCCAAGACAUCCUUAUCAAUGAUCCAUCCUCAGAUAUCGCAUUAUCGCGAGCUGCCAAGCAGCAGGUCAUGGAUAUUGUGCAGCAUUCCUACCCACCAGAAUUUCUAAACAGGAUUGACGAAUUUAUAAUUUUCCGGAGACUCUCGAAGGAUGCUAUUCGGGAUAUUGUUGAUAUUCGAUUGAAGGAAUUGCAGGCAAAGCUUGACGAUCGCCGAAUCAAACUAGACAUAGAUGUUAAAGCGAAGGAUUGGCUCAGCGAGAAGGGCUACGAUGUUCGAUACGGCGCAAGACCAUUGAACCGCCUUAUUGGCAAGAAAUUGUUGAACCCUUUGGCGGAGCGAUUGAUUCGCGGAGAAAUCAGGAAUAGUGAGGUAGCCAGAAUUCGGGUUGCACCGGCCGGAACAGAAUUGGAAGUUUUCCCAAAUCACGAUUCCUCUACUACCCCCCCUAAUCAGUAUUAAAAAUUGAAUUCCUAUGGGCGUUAUCUUGGUGAGCUUGGAUUUCCGGAGAAUAAGGUUUGCUACAUGAGUCAUGUACGGCGUUUUGUCAUCUCCACUCAUUUCCCUCUCGGUUUGGUGUUUACCGUCUCUUUGGCUACAACACUGUAUGUGAUACAGUAUUAUAAGGGUUUCCUUUAAUGGGCGGGCACAUCAUACGAUAUUUUCACGGUUGCACUGGCUGCCAUUCCAAAAAUUUCCACCGAGUGAUCCAAUGUAGAACGCUGUAAGUUAUACAUAGUACAGUGCCCCAUUAUUG
Messenger RNA from Tuber aestivum (summer truffle), 3032 nucleotides. NCBI's taxonomy places the organism in Eukaryota, Fungi, Ascomycota, Pezizomycetes, Pezizales, Tuberaceae. The record is from the annotation of a GenBank genome assembly.